CCAGGGGGGGCGAGGCAGACACCAGGCUCAAUGGCCCAUAAGGAUAUGAUCUCAACAAGUGAGGCAACAGUAUGCCUGAUUUUUCAUUGUUUCUGGAUGUGGCAGUAACCUACACUGCUAUAGACCGGAUUAGUUUCAGAACUUUGGGGGCAUCACGAGCGUGUGAAGCCUUACAACGAAAAUGACCGUCAAACUGUUUUCACUGAUUUUAGUUUAUUAUCAAUACCAGGGUGGUGGAUAUGCCUUUAAUUCCAAUCCGUAAUACUCUUUGAUGGUAUAGUUUUUGCCCAUACAAAAGUGUACUGCAUUUCAACAGAAUAGGGUUGUGCUGGGGAAAACAUUGAUUGCUCUUCAUUCUUCGUACAGCAAACCAAAGAAUUACCAACCGGGGAAGUAAACACUAUGAUAGCUCGUUUCUCUUAUUCGCAACCCCCCAUUUAGGCUAGAUGUUUUCUACUCACUCUCAAUCCUGCAAUUCUGAAGACAGACUAAGAAAUUCACCAAGUGUUUCAGUGGCCAUGUGCUAAUAAACACAAAAUGAAAUGAAGGCCUAGCCAUAUGGAUUUUAAAAAAUAAUACGAAGCUACCGGUUUUGCCUCCUUUUUCUGUGGGACUUUCAGGACGUUUUGAUUAGCCAAACUUCUUUUGAUUAGGCACACCUGUUUAAAGCAGCGCACGAAUAGGUUGCUUGGUGCCGAGGGCUGAUCUUUGAGUCUAUUCGGGAUAAUUGUGGAAUAAUUACGAUGGAGACUCUAGUGAAAAUAAUUAUUGUACUUUACUUCCAUGGAAUUAUUUUACCUCGGGUUUUCGUUGGCUUUCCCGGUACAUCCUCACAAGACACAGCCGACGCCCCGGAAGAUACUGUCGACUCCACUGUUUACGGCACCAUAUUGUCCCCCCUGUUGAAAGCUUUAUCGGAGCAGGCUACAUGGGGAGAUUUUGCCCCGAAACUAAUCCCUGAAUCCAAAUACGUUCGUUACAUGAAAAGACUCUACAGAGUGGCUUCAAAGCAGAAGAGGAGUCAGGAAGGUACUUCAAGUCAGCUGUACAACACCGUGAGAUUGAUCACUCCACGAGAUGAAUGCCUUCAACAAAGCAAAGAGAUUUUUAUGCAAGAUCUUUCCUACAACCUUGAACGUGUACGAGUGAACGAACAGCUUUUGAAGUCUGUCUUCCUCUACUCCUUUGAGAAGGACCAGACCAGUUCAUUCACCUCAGUCUGCUACCUGGACGUCCAAGAGCAGGAACAUGAUCAUCAGCAGCUUUGCCCUAGUAAUCACUACUCUGUGAAAUUUCCAGUUCGCACAGAAAGGAGUCGCCGUAAAUGGGUAGAGGUCGACGUUACUGCUUUUCUCCACCCCCUUAUUAAGUCCCAAAAGAAAGGCAUCCACCUGCUUAUCAACCUGACCUGUGUGACAGAUGGAAGACCUGACAGCAGGAACCUGGGUCACAGAGGUCCUGUGGAACUCACUAUCAGAUCACCCUCUCUCCUCUUGUACCUCAAUGACACCAGUGAGCUGGCUUAUCAGAGGUGGCCCACUGCAGCUGAGUCAGAAAAUCCGAUGGCUGGUUUGGUGGCAGGAGCAGAGAAGAACCAUGUGCAGCAUGGGCCAGAUAAAAGGGCUUCACGGUGGAGACGCAACUUACCAAAUAGCGAAAUGGCUCAGUCCAGCCUGGCACCCAGCCCUGUGGACCACUUCCUGAAUUAUGCAUUCCCAACAGAUGACUGUGGCUUGUAUGACUUCAGAGUAAGCUUCAGCCAGCUCAAACUAGACCACUGGAUCAUAGCUCCGCACAAAUAUAACCCCCGCUACUGUAAAGGUAUUUGUCCAAGGGCCAUGGGAUUCAUCUAUGGUUCCCCUGUACACACUAUGGUGCAAAACAUCAUUUAUGAGAAGCUGGACUCCUCAGUACCUAGGCCCUCAUGUGUGCCUUCUGAAUAUAAUCCCUUGAGUGUUUUAACCAUUGAAAAGGAUGGCUCCAUUGCCUACAAGGAAUAUGAGGAUAUGAUUGCCACAAAGUGUACAUGUCGGUGAACUGUUAUUCCUGUAUUCACUCAGUUUUACUACGAUCCAUAUGAUUAACUUGCCACCUCGCAUAUUUGGACUUUUUUUCUCAUCUUUUCAUUUUUGGACCCUUACCAGUGAAUGUGACAAAUUACUGAAAUGACUGUGCAUGAGGACUACAUGUAUCUAGAGCAGAAGAAUUUACUUAACCAAAUGUUUUGUUUGCCAACAUAUUUUGGCCAAACUUAGAAAAUUUGUAAAUGCUGAAAUACUUUUUUGUUAUUGUAACCAUUUAACUAAAAACAGCAGUAUCCUUUUGUUCCAUUAUUGUUGAUAGUUGCCUUUGUAACGCAGUGUUGCACAAAGGGGGAAAAUGAAAAGGCCUGUUUUCUUCGAUUCUGGGUUAUAGAUAUCCUUUUAAGUUAUUUUUGUUAAUUUAUUUUUUGAUGUUAUCUUUCUGUUUUUUCUUGCUUAAUGCAUCAACACAAUUGGUAACAUUUUAAGUAAACCUGUUCUGGACAAAAUAUAUAAAUUGUAGUCAAAAACUCUUAGAGAUGACUUUUACUGUUAAUUUUAUACCUUCAGACUGCAGAUAGUUGUCUCAUGGACAACUUAAUGUGUCAGUCUGUAUUUAUUAUCCUCAGUCAUGAAAUUACUGUAUGCUGAAUGGAGAGGACUGAUUUGGUAAUCUGAAUGCAUCAUACAACAGUGAUAUUUAAUAUGUAUAUUGUGUACAUGGAUUGUAAGGUCUGGUUGGGCUGAUGCUGAAUUCACAAAAUAUUUUUGAAUAUUGCUAUAUUCAUUGGAAAGAAUAAAAAAGCAAGCACAUGUC
Anguilla rostrata (American eel) is the source of this 2838-nucleotide messenger RNA. RefSeq names its product growth differentiation factor 9 (gene gdf9). Lineage: Eukaryota; Metazoa; Chordata; Actinopteri; Anguilliformes; Anguillidae. The record is from RefSeq and is a predicted model, not a curated record. The transcript is spliced from 2 exons. The coding region runs from base 744 to 2036 and encodes 430 amino acids. Gene Ontology annotation, molecular function: growth factor activity; cytokine activity. Gene Ontology annotation, cellular component: extracellular region.